AUGGAGUUUGACAACUGGUUGAUGACUGUUGAGGCGCCCGGAUCACCAAGAGACGGACAGGAUGCACAACUUGAAAACAAGGACUCAAACGACGGAGAUAAUACCAAUCAAGAUGAAGAGCAGAUACCUGGAACUAAGCGACGGCGAUCUCACUCUCCUACUACCCAGCGAUUUGGAGACACGCCCGGUUUAGCACCGCAUGAGCGACAAGGUAUACCGCUCUCACUCCGGCCAUCGCCCAAACGAUCACGCAGCGCAGCAGCAUCAACAGGACGCAAGCGACUAAAGUUUUCGGAUUCAGUCCAAUUCUACGACGACUACAGGAGCAGUGAGCAGUUUCAUCGACCGAGCGAAACGUACGUACGGGGGAGGAACGCGCCGCCUGAAGGAUCGGAGUACAUGGAUACCAGCGGUUCCGGCCUGACGUUUCUCAAGUUCACCGGUAUGAAGAAAGUCGGCGCCAAGUGGGUUGAGCUGAGCGAGGACGAGCUUGCAGGACAGAGCGAAAAAGCAAAAUCAUGGGCGGAAUUGAAAAAACUCGCAGCUGCUGAGCACGCAAUCACACAAACGGAAGAUGCCGUAGCAAUAGAUGAGCUGAACCAGAAUGAACGUGCUCCUAUAGACGCUCGUGCUGCGAGACUUGCGCGAAGAGCUAAGGGAGCUUCGAGCGCUGAGCCAGCGCAAACUAGAAGUCUGAAAAGCAGACGGAGCCGGGAGACAUCACGAAAAGAGAAACAACCACAGCUUGACGGUGCGCCAGAUGGUGUUGAAGAGAUGACAGAUAGCUCAAUCUCUGCCUUAUCAACAACGAGAGCACAUGGCGAUCAUCAUCAAGUUGACGGAAUUCUAGGUCGAGUGGAGAAUAUUGGAGACGACGGUCUGGAGCGAAGAAGUGGCGCUGUUCCAGAAACAGCAACCACAGCGGCGAUGUGCGCCGAUCAAGUGCGAGACGCUGCCAAACCCCACGAUGAGCCCCACAUGGAUACGCAGGUGACUAGUGAGGCAAAAUGCCAGGGCAAUGCAGCUCGACCAAGCACAAAUAGUGUGGAGCCCCAAUCGACUGUCUCUUCCGAAUACGGCUCACCGCAAACCGGGUCAACGGAGAAUACUUCUUUCAAAGCUCACGAUGCAUCUGAAGUCGGCACACAAGGAUUGCUGCCUAAUCUGCUAGGCUUACAGCCGACCUCGACUAAUCAUGAGAGUUCCAAGACGGCAAGCACGGAAAGCCCAAGUCAGCCUUUAGGCGCUCAUGGCGAUGCUUGUGAGGCUUCAAUGCAGAUAAAUGACUUUCCUCGCAAAGAUACAGGAUUGGCUGCUCAAACGAAGCCUGCGCCCUUAGAGGAAAUACUGGCGAUAGAAACUACUGGGCAAGAGCCAUCCGCGGAACAGGAGCAUUUAGUCAAGGAUUUGAACACGCUCCCGUCACCCGAUAAUGAGCCUCAGGAGCAGGGCCAUUACAAUGCGGCUACUGCUAGCGUUGCCAUACCGCAAGACCCUGAUCGCCAUGCUGCAGCCAGAACUUCUACAGAAGAGACGCAGAUCCUAGCAGGGGCGUGA
Messenger RNA from Alternaria arborescens, 1557 nucleotides. RefSeq lists its product as hypothetical. NCBI's taxonomy places the organism in Eukaryota, Fungi, Ascomycota, Dothideomycetes, Pleosporales, Pleosporaceae. The record is from RefSeq and is a predicted model, not a curated record. The coding region runs from base 1 to 1557 and encodes 518 amino acids. The transcript has a single exon.